Messenger RNA from Fusarium vanettenii 77-13-4, 552 nucleotides. RefSeq lists its product as uncharacterized. The transcript has 2 exons. Lineage: Eukaryota; Fungi; Ascomycota; Sordariomycetes; Hypocreales; Nectriaceae. The record is from RefSeq and is a predicted model, not a curated record. Bases 1 to 552 code for a protein of 183 amino acids. Gene Ontology annotation, molecular function: 2 iron, 2 sulfur cluster binding.
AUGAAUGCGUUUCGACCCUUCUUUCGCCAGGGCGCUGAUUGGGCGUUUGUAGGACACAGCUCAUCGUUCCCAGACAUUGGGGCUGAUGAUGCCGGCAACCUAUCAAAAUUUCGGCAGUGCAACACAAAGUCAAUACCGGGAUGUAAAGCGUUCCAUGUUUCAAAAGAGAAUAGCUCCAAGUCGGAAGAAGUACCCGUUGGAGAUGAUGCCCUCGCAGGCGAGUUGACGGAUCAAGUUCUCGUCUUUCAGUACAAGGGCAAAUUCCAUGCCGUCGAUCAUUCCUGUCCUCAUUCCUCAUACCCUUUAUCACAAGGCACUCCAUUCGAUAUUGAAGACUUUGGGAUGGUUCUUAGCGCAGGAUUGACUUGUCCCAAACAUGGCUGGUCCUUCGACGUGUUUUCUGGAAUGUCUGAUAGAGGAUCCUAUAGACUCAAGGUGUGGGAGGUCCAAUUACGAGAUAUCAAAGAGACAGAGCCUGCCGAGAAAGUAGAGGGCGUGUCGGAAGGAGUAGAUAAAGAGGUUUGGGUGAGAAGGAAACAAAGAAUCGGUUAG